CUAGAGCUCAUGUGCCGUCAUGGAGGCACAAGAGAAUCAAGUCCCCAAGAUGAAUCCCCUAAGCAUCUCCGAAAGGUCUAUACCAAUUGAUCUCCUCAUCUCAGUAUUCUCGAGAUUGCCCGUGAAAUCCAUCGGAAGGUGCCGUUGCGUCUCCAAGCAAUGGUCUUACAUUCUCCGCCGUCGAGAUUUCACCGACUUGUACCUGAAAACAUCAUCGACUCGUCCCUGUCUCUUGUUCAACCUCAAAGUCAACGGUAAGUGUCUCUUCCUCUCCGCACCUCAGGACCAGAUCAGCUCGUCUGUUUUAGUUGCCGAUCGUCGCAUGAGUUUCCCCACUGAAGAUGCUUCUUGUGGUGUUUCACGUCCUGUCUGCGGAUUGGUCUGUAGUUUGGAUAUGAAUCCAUCGAUCUGUAACACAAGCACUGGGCAGUGCAUCACUUUACCCAAGAUGAAGAUUGCAUCAGGAGGAGGUACUGUGAAUGUCUACUUUGGAUAUGAGCCGGUCCGUAAACUGUUCAAGGUAUUGCGCAAGUCCAAGGACGACUAUCGAGUUAUGACAUUAGGAAGGGGAGAACUGUCGUGGAGAAUAGUUGAAAGUUCCGUAGCCCAUUCGUCUUUAUCUAAUGGAAUAUGCAUCAAUGGGUUUAUGUACUAUAUAGCUGUGCGCAAUGACCCUAGAUGUCUUAAACCUAUUAUGCUAGUUUGUUUUGAUAUGUCGUUAGAGAAUGUUGGGCUGUGGGUUUUAGAUGAUGCUGAAGAAGGGCGAUGGUCUUCUGCUCGGCCAUGUCUCCUUCUAACUUUUCAAGCUGAGGGUCCUUCGGUUCCUGCUGGCCCCUGCGGGUUUUGGUUCUGGUUUGUUUGCUUGAGCCAAGCAACUGCCGGAUCCGCCGUUUGUGGUUUCCACUGGUCCGGUUUGGUGUGUUUUGGCUCAGAGGACGUCGAGGCUUCUGGUUUGGUCGGAGGGGAUAGAUUCCCGGUUGUCGGAUUGCUAGGUUUGGGAUCUGACUUCUCGGAACCGGUUGUCGGACAGUUGAGUAUUCCGGGAGGAUCGUAG
Messenger RNA from Capsella rubella, 1054 nucleotides. RefSeq names its product F-box protein At3g47030-like. The coding region runs from base 20 to 1054 and encodes 344 amino acids. Lineage: Eukaryota; Viridiplantae; Streptophyta; Magnoliopsida; Brassicales; Brassicaceae. The transcript is spliced from 3 exons. The record is from RefSeq and is a predicted model, not a curated record. Gene Ontology annotation, molecular function: protein binding.